This is a messenger RNA of Poeciliopsis prolifica (blackstripe livebearer), 1306 nucleotides long. It is a transcript of the gene pttg1ipa, whose product is annotated as PTTG1 interacting protein a. The record is from RefSeq and is a predicted model, not a curated record. The transcript has 7 exons. Lineage: Eukaryota; Metazoa; Chordata; Actinopteri; Cyprinodontiformes; Poeciliidae. Bases 191 to 694 code for a protein of 167 amino acids. Gene Ontology annotation, biological process: protein import into nucleus. Gene Ontology annotation, cellular component: nucleus; cytoplasm.
GGCGGUGCGUCAGUCUGUGCUGUUGCUUUUCUUUCUCGGUAACUUCGCCUUUCGAGUUCCUCCUGUCUACCUGGAGCUGCCGAGACGCUUCCUGAGCUCCCACGAGUCUGACGUCCUUUAAGAUAUAAAGAAGAGGAAGAAGAAGAAGAGGAAGAAACGCGCGGACCACCUGCGUCGUCGAAGCGUUUGGAUGAUGAAGUGUUUGCGGAUGUUCCUCUCUGCUCUCCUUUUUGUCUCUGGUUUGGCGACAGUUCUGGCCGAGUCCGCGCCUGAACACGUGUGCGAGACAAAAAAUGGGACAAGCUGCGAGGAAUGUCUGAAAAAUGUGACGUGCCUGUGGUGCAUCAAGACAAAGUCAUGUGUAACGUAUCCGGCGCAGACCAUCCUUCCACCCCAUUCACUCUGCCCGCUAGAUGACGCCCGCUGGGGGCUCUGCUGGAUGAAUUUCCAGACGCUGAUAAUCACCUUGUCUGUGCUUGGAGCAGUUCUCAUCAUUGCUCUCAUGCUCUGCAUGUUCUGCUGCUGCAAGUGUGAGAACUUUGGAUCCAAACGAUUUGAGGCCAAGAUGCAGAGGCAGGCCAAUAAGAUGCAAACCAAACAGGAAGAAAGGAGAGCAGAAAUGAACAAGAGACACCAGGAGAUCAGGCAGAAAUAUGGACUGAAUGGGCCAAAUCCUUAUGCAAGAUUUUCCUGAGAUCCACGUCUUGAGCUCUGGGAAACAACGACUGAGCUGUGGAUCAGUAGCUUGGUCCCUGGUUGCAAAAAUGUCCACCAUCCAAUAUUUAACAGGAGCUAGAAUAGUGAAAAAGUUUUCUGCAGGCAGGUUUUCGGUGUUGAUAAUCUCAUAAAUGAGUCAAUUUAAAUGAAGGCUUUCACUGAAGGUAAAACGGACACACGUGCCUGCAAUCAUUUUAUUUUAUUUUCAAAACCAGAGGAGUUCCUAUUCCUUGUGGUUCCUCUUAUUAUUUAUUAGCCUAUAGUUUGAUUAUGCAAAAAUGGAAAUCACUCUAGAUGUUAAAAAUUAAUUAUAUUUUUCCAAACAAAAUCUGUUGUCACUGCACUUUCAUAGUUGCUGCUGAUUUUAAAUGUACAUUAGAGAUCUUUUUGUUUUCUGAUUAUCCUGGUACUUGUUCCUCUUGGAAUUGCUUUUUAGCAUAUUUUUAGAAAACAUAUUCCUAAUUACUGUGAUGAAGACUUCAUCACGGAUCAUAGUCAGUUUUUGUCGCAAUCAGGCUUGUUUUACUGCUGUUUAUGUACAACAUGGAGCUACAUUCCUAAAUAAAGAUUUUUUGACUAUCUACUGUGA